AUGUCGAAAUAUAGCAAAGCCUGUUGCUCUAUCCCACCCGUCAUCUCGAAAGGCUACGAAGGGAAAGGUCAAUAUCACACGAUCAAUGGCAUGAAAACAUAUGUCACCGGGCCUGAAAAUGCCACCGAGGCCAUCCUAGUCAUUUACGACAUUUUCGGCUUCUUUCCGCAAACCAUCCAGGGUGCCGACAUAAUGGCCUUCUCGGAUCCCAACCGCAAAUACCGCGUGUUCAUGCCCGAUUUCUUCGACGGCAGCCCCGCCGACAUUUCCUGGUACCCACCAACCACAAACGAGCAUAAGAAGAAGCUACACGACUUCUUUCAAACCAAAGCUGUCCCGUCCAACACCCUCUCCCGCAUCCCUGGCGUCCUCGAAGAAGCUAACAAGAUGACCGAGGGAGGGAACUUUAAAGCUUGGGCUAUCCUUGGAUACUGCUGGGGCGGUAAAAUCACCACGUUGGCCUCCGUUAAGGAGACACCCUUUAAGGUUGCCGUUCAAUGUCAUCCGGCCAUGCUGGAUGCCAAAGACGCGCUCAACGUCACUAUCCCAAUGGUGUUGCUGGCGUCUAAGGAUGAAGACGCUAACGAGGUCAGCGCUUUUGAGAAAAACCUAGAGGUCCCGCACCAUGUUGAAACGUGGAGCACGCAGAUCCACGGUUGGAUGGCGGCGAGAUCAGAUCUGGAGAAUUCCGAGGUUCGCAAGGAGUACAAGAAUGGAUACAAGACCGUGCUGGGCUUCCUCGGUGAACAUAUGUAG
Paracoccidioides brasiliensis Pb18 is the source of this 756-nucleotide messenger RNA. RefSeq lists its product as uncharacterized. Gene Ontology annotation, molecular function: hydrolase activity. The record is from RefSeq and is a predicted model, not a curated record. The transcript has 4 exons. Bases 1 to 756 code for a protein of 251 amino acids.